Molecule: messenger RNA, 2435 nt
Organism: Wallemia mellicola CBS 633.66
Lineage: Eukaryota; Fungi; Basidiomycota; Wallemiomycetes; Wallemiales; Wallemiaceae
Exons: 4
Coding region: 23-2353 (776 amino acids)
Biological process (GO): cytoplasmic stress granule assembly
Cellular component (GO): cytoplasmic stress granule
Molecular function (GO): RNA binding
Source: RefSeq, a predicted model, not a curated record
AACACUCACUUAAGUUGAGAUAAUGGCCAGUCACGCCAACAGAGGUGGAAAGAGAAACAACAAUGCAUUCAACUCAGCUAACAGGAAACAAAGCUGGAGGACGCCAAAGAGUACAGAGAAGCUCCAGGCAGCAAUAGGUAAACCUGUCCUCAUCUCCACGCGUCAGAACGAGAGGCUCAAGGGCACGCUGAUCUCCACCAAUCAGGAGAUUACGUUGAAGCAGGAUAAUAAGCAGUUCAAAGUACAAUUCAAAGAUCUAUUAGACGUCGAGGAGCUCAAAGACAACUCAUUCAAAGUCGAUACAGACAUUUCAAAAUCUAAGCGCACAAAUGAGCGCGAAUUACAACCUUGGACACCGGACGGUCUAUUUGAUGAUCCUGCUAUCGUCUCAUCCUCACAGGAUGCAUCCAUCAGCUGGGCAGACGAUUACCCAACAAAUGACACUUUCGGCACUUCAGACGGCGCUUGGGAUCAAUUCAAGGCCAACGAACAAAUGUUCGGCUUGCAAUCAAAUUACAAUGAGGAACUUUACACCACAAAGUUGGACAGAUCCGGUGAUAACUACAAGGAACGCGAGAAAAACGCUGAUAAACUCGCAAAAGAGAUUUUGAACCAACAGUCUAACAACCCCCACGUCGCGGAAGAGAGAGGCCAAACUGUUGCACUGUCUGAGGAGGAAAAAUACUCCGGUGUUACGAGAGGUCCAAAUGCUUACGUGCCUCCACAAGCACGUAAAGCAUCGCAAAACGCACCUGUGCAACCAGCUCAGCAACAGCAACCACAACAACAGCCAUCUCAGCAACCAGCAAAACAGUCAGCCCCUCAACCACAGCAAGCUCAGCAACCACAAGCACAGCCUCCGACCGCUCCAAAGUCCCAUGUUCAAAUGCAAUUGCCACACGAGAAAGCGUCUUCAAAGCCUACGGAUCCAUCUUUGAUAGGCGAUUUCAAAGCUUUCGUUUCACAUGAAAAAGAGCGUUUGCAACAAAAGAAACAAGCAUUAGUGAAGCAAGAAAAGUCAUCUACAGUUGCUGAUCUCAUUAAAUUCGGUCAAUCGUUCAAGUUAAAGACUGAUAUGCCAGAAGACAUCGCAUCUAUCGUUGCAAAGAACAAUGAGAAAAAAGCUAGGGAAGCUCAAGAGGCCAAGGAUUCAAAGGCCGAUCCAUCAACCCUCCAAACCAAAGCUGAACCAAGCAAACAAGAGAAAUCACCUUCACUUAAGCAAUAUAUGAACAUACCAAAGAUUCCACCUUUCAACCCUGACCGUGUGAAGGCAGUAAGAGCAGAACGUGAUCGUCACGUUUCACAACCUAUCUCUGCUUCACCAAAGUCCCCACCAAAUGAACAGAAAUCGAUUGCUUCACCUGCGUUAUCACAGGCAAGCACAUCAACCGCAGGUGGUUCAAAGACAUUGAAUCCAAAAGCAUUUUCAUUCAAACCAAAUCCAAAUGCAUUGUCAUUUACUCCAGGUGCUUCAAUGUCACCAAAGCCAGCUUCACAAUCUACUUCCCAAGCUUCACAAAGCACAUCAUCUGGUUCAAGUAACCCAUUCUUUGGUAAUAAAUCAAUCAGGCGGGGAUUGACAGGUUUACAUGUGAAGGAAGACUUCAAUCCAUUUAAGCACUCCACUGUUGUCGAAGCACAUCAAGUAGGUCCGCAUUGGCAAUUUAGUGGGAAAUCCUACAAAUCGAGGUUCCCUACAAAUCCAUACUACGGUGGUAAUGAAUACAACACUCCUGAAGAGGCAAUAGCUGCUCAAAACAUGGUUGUAGCUCAAGCUCAGGCUGCGGCUCAAGCUCAGGCAGCUGUAAUGGGUCAAGGACAGCAAUAUUACUACAGAGUUCCAUUUGGAGGACAGUCACCUAUACCAAAUGGGGGACCAAUGGGUGCACCAUAUAUGGGACCACAAUUCGUUGCGCCACCACCGGGACAGGCUGCAGUCGGAUUUGCACCACAAAUUCAACCAGGUCAAGGACCACCACCUGCUCAAAUGUUCCAAGCAGCGAUGGCAGCGGGUUUACAAGCUCCUAGACAACCAUAUUUGCCACAGUUUUCACCAAAUAUGCAAUCAAGACCACCUAUGACUGGACCACCGCCACCACAUCAUCCCCAUUCGCACCAAUCAACAACUCCAACACCACAACAAUCACAGUCUAGUCAAGCAGGUCCACCAAUGUUUGCAGCAUACCCAUCACCAUCACCUCAAAUGACACCAUUAGUACCUUACCCUGCACCGCCAAUUGCACAUAUACGACCAAUGGGAGUACCACAAGCUGGAUCACCCGGACCAAUAUCGCAAACGCCUUCUUCAUACUCACCUGCACCUUCCGAAGCACAGCAACAACAACAUUAAAAUUGCAUGAAAAGUAGUAUAAAAAGAAUGUAGGCGUUGAGAAUUGUAUUGUUUUAGGGAUGUAAUUAAUUUUAUGCAUAAC